AUGCCGUCAGGAGAAAUGUGCUUUAUUCUGUAUUGUUCAAUAGGUGGAUCGAUGGAUUUAAAUGAAUCAAUUGAACUGGACAAAGAAGAUAUAUUAAUAUUUAUUGCAUUUACAAAUGCUUGGUCACAAUCUCGUUGUUUAUGCUUAUGUCGUGAUUCUGCUACAGUCGAACAUUUUUCAUCUAUUGUUGAAUAUGUUCUUCAACUCUCUAUUCAAAUAAUACAAUCAUUUACUGUUGAAAGUCCUGCUAAUGAUUCUACAGAUCCUCAACUAAUUUCGUACAGCAAUAUUUUAACAACAACAGCCGUCGGUACUGAUCAUUGGACAUUGGAUGAAAAAGAAAAAUUACUUACUUGUGUAUCACGAUGUUUAUCAUUGAGUUUACCAUUGUAUACUAGUAGUCGUAUACCGUCUUAUCAGCAUCACGUUCAGCACUUUCAAGAGCAACAUAAUUCUGGUUCAUCGUCACCAUCGUCUGAUUUUAAAACAUUUUUACAAUCGUAUGUUAAUCUCGAUCAACAUCAUCAUUCAACCGCGUCACUCUAUCUCUUUCGUCAUAUUUGUACAUUUUGUGAGCAUCACGGACUUCAAGCGAUUAAACAAUGUUUUGAGUGUGUCAAAUCUACCCAACAAUUACCAUUAACUAUCGCUCAUUGUCUAUUUUUGAUCUUAACAAAUUUAAGACAAUUCAUAAAUCUUGAUUUAAUCAAAACUUAUUUGUUACCAUUACGACAGCAUGCUAUUCGGUAUAUGUGUAUGUUAGACGAUAAUGAAUUACGUGUAUGUGGACAAAGGAAUACAAAUGAUUUGUUGUAUGCUGCACUCAAAGAUCUUUAUGUUUCACCUUAUCGUCAACGGUCAUCAUCUUCGACUUCUUCAUCCUUAUUAUCAACAACAUUUACAAAACAUUUGCAUACACAAAAUUAUCAUCAUGAUAAAUUAAUACUAACAUUAGCAUUGAAAUAUUUAACAUGUUCAACACUCACAAUUCGUUUGACGGGCAUAGCGCAUAUUAAUAAUCAAAUUCAAACAUGCCUCGAGUAUUCACAAUAUCGUCAUCAUCGUAAACAUCAAUUGUCAUGUUGUACACCACAACAGCAACAACAAUUAUUUUCAUUAUCAAAAUCGGAUGAAGAAUCAACAUCUUCGACACAUUCCUCACGUAGUUCCUCUUGUUCUUCUACAACUGCCACUCAACAAUCACCAAAAAACUCUUUAACAUCGAUUGUCUGUCAACCGAAAACAACUAUUACAACAACUAGCUCUUGUGUUCAUCAUCAUAAACAGCACAAUGAACGAAAACUAGCUAAAUGGUUAAUUGAAAAUAAAAUUGUUGAAUAUUUAUUUGGACCAAAUUUACAUACAGAAUUAUUGAAACAAUGUCAGACAAUAUUAAAUUUUUUAACAGAAUAUCAUUUUUUAACAUUUGAGCAUUUAGAUUUAAUAUGGUCAUGUGUUGGUUUAACACAUUGUAGUCGUUAUAUCAUUGAUAUUUUAUUGCAAAGUCAACGUUAUUUUAACAGUGAUUUACUAUUGCAUCUAUUAGGUUUAAUUGAAAAAUAUGAUCGACAAUGUUAUAAUGAACAUAUUUUAGCUCUAAUUAGUAUCUUAACAAAAUCAUACUGGACUCGCCUUUUAAUAUCAUCAACAACAAAACAGCAGCAACAAUUAAGACAACGACAACAGCAAGAUAUGACAAAUAAACAACAACAAUUGAAUCGAAAUAAUAAUCAUCAUCAACAAAUAAAUUUAAAUCUUUUAAAACGUCAUUUUCAACAACAUCAUCAACAUAAUAAAAAUAAAAUGUUAACAAUUAAACAAAAUCGUCAUUCGCCAUUGAAGAGAAGUACUCAGAAUCAUCAGCGUCACAAUAUAACAAAUAAAAACUAUUUAAUUUUAAAACACACGCAAUUUCCGCGAGCACAACAAAUAGCUCGAUCAGAAAGAAAAUUGAUUCAACAAGAGGCUGUUCUUCGUCGAACAUCGCCAGUAUAUCCCAUGACACCUAUUCUGAAAAAGAAUGUGAAGAAAAAACAACAAAAAAAUAAUAAUGAUGAAAAUCAUGAAGAAAUAAUUAUCGUUGAUAAUCAAAAUUUAGUUACAACAAUGAAAUCAGAUAUAAAACAAACACAACAACAACAGUCAAAAUUAGAAAAAUGUUUAGUUAGUCAACAACAGCAACAGAGACGACAAUUACAACCAGAUAUUUUAAAACCACCAUUACAAUCGUUAACUAAUAAAAAAAUUAAUAAAUUAUUAGCAUUACAAGAG
Molecule: messenger RNA, 2271 nt
Organism: Didymodactylos carnosus
Lineage: Eukaryota; Metazoa; Rotifera; Eurotatoria; Philodinida; Philodinidae
Source: the annotation of a GenBank genome assembly